Molecule: messenger RNA, 8214 nt
Organism: Protopterus annectens (West African lungfish)
Lineage: Eukaryota; Metazoa; Chordata; Ceratodontiformes; Protopteridae
Gene: GRM5
Product: glutamate metabotropic receptor 5
Exons: 9
Coding region: 1227-4703 (1158 amino acids)
Biological process (GO): regulation of synaptic transmission, glutamatergic; G protein-coupled glutamate receptor signaling pathway; trans-synaptic signaling by endocannabinoid, modulating synaptic transmission
Cellular component (GO): postsynaptic density membrane
Molecular function (GO): G protein-coupled receptor activity involved in regulation of postsynaptic membrane potential; adenylate cyclase inhibiting G protein-coupled glutamate receptor activity
Source: RefSeq, a predicted model, not a curated record
GAGGGGGCAGUUGUAUAUUAUCCUCACCAAAUCUGUGAAAUGUGACUGAUGUUUCACUGUGUUUUUUUUUUGUGGGACAAACAUAGUUAACUCGACGUGCUUGGCGACUAACGUUAUUGCAGAUGGAGUAUGAUAAUUGUUGAUAGCAUUGGCAUUGUCCUGAAAUAGAUCGUGUAGGCAAAAAAUAGAGAGAUAACGAUGGUCUACUCGAGGAAUCUUAUUUUAUGUAAAAAUUAUUAAUCUAAGCCGCGUGGCACUACAUUAUCAAAAGCAAAAGGAUCGUUCCGUCAUUUAUAGUAUACAAGGGAUCAAGUCUUGCAAUCAAAAUAUAUAUAUUGAUCUUCAACAAGUCUGCUGCACCCAUAACUUGAGAACUUGAAAUUCUUUCACUGCCUCAUCAAACACUGAAAGUAUUUAUCGACGCGUUGAUUCCUUGCGGUGCUUCCGGCAGAAAGCAUCCAGACCCUUAAGAAAAUCAAAAAAGGAUCAGUGUGCAAUUGCGGUAGGAACUCAUUGUGUUUAGGAACGUCGGGUAGAGUUCACCCAAGGAUGCUUAGCAGCUGGGAUUUCGUAUCCAAUGGGAAUGUACCAGCCUGGGAAAAUCAUGUCUCUUUAAAUCGAGCCACUUCUCCCAGCACUGACGCAUCUUGCAAAUUAGGGGGAAAAUUGUGAUCGUUCAGUAACAGCAGGCUGCUUGGCAUGUGGGGGCCAAGAGCGGUGACUUGCCUAUUAGUGACAGAAUAGCCGGUAAAACGCAACUAGCCUUACUUUACUGGAGGGAAAAAAACAUCACGAUUUUCUUCUCACUGGCUGCAGUCACCCUUGACUGUUGAAGAAAUCAAAAAUUUGGAUAGGUUCGCGAAGGUAACCAGACAGAAGCAGUACUGUCACUGGGCUUCAAACAGAGGACCUGCUAUUUUAACUGUUUGGUGAACUCUGAUUCUAGGCACGGGACUUUUAAUACCCACUCAUCUGAAGUAUUUAAAACACACGCAGCAGUAUUUGCUCCCGCAAUUUUCUUCGAAAGUUUAUGAAGAUCACCAUGACACUUACACGUCUGAAAAGAUGCUAACUUGGAAACACUGCUUUUCCUCAAGCAUAGUAUAGAAAUUCCUGACUAAUCAACACUUAACAGCUUCUGCUAAUAACUACGAUUCUUACAGUUUCUCUGUGAUAACACCUUUCAGUUGCAUUAUGCUGCUUUUUCAACUCUGAAUACUUUUAAAAUGGUUCCUUUGCUACUCAUAGCAAUAUUGUUUUUUAUUGACGACCUAAAGCAAAACAACAGCUUUUUUGUGUCUGCCCAGUCUAAUGAGAGAAGAGUGGUUGCUCAUGUACCAGGUGAUAUAAUCAUUGGUGCAUUGUUCUCAGUCCAUCAUCAGCCUCGUGUUGACAAAGUACAUGAAAGAAAGUGUGGAGAGAUACGAGAACAAUAUGGAAUACAAAGAGUAGAGGCCAUGCUGCAUGCCCUUGAUAGAAUCAAUUCAGAUCCAGCACUGUUGCCAAACAUAAGCCUGGGUUGUGAAAUUAGGGAUUCAUGCUGGCAUUCAGCUGUAGCACUUGAACAAAGUAUUGAGUUCAUUAGGGAUUCACUCAUCUCUUCUGAAGAGGAAGAAGAAAUGGUGCGCUGUGGUGAUGCAGCUUCAAUAUCUCUCCGUGCAAAAAAGCCUAUAGUUGGAGUGAUUGGGCCAGGUUCAAGUUCAGUGGCAAUUCAAGUCCAAAAUUUAUUGCAGCUCUUUAAUAUACCUCAAAUUGCUUAUUCUGCCACAAGCAAGGACCUAAGCGACAAGACCUUAUAUAAGUACUUUAUGAGAGUUGUACCAUCUGAUGGUCUACAGGCCCGAGCUAUGGUGGACAUUGUGAAGCGAUAUAACUGGACAUAUGUUUCAGCUUUACAUAGUGAAGGUAACUAUGGAGAAAGUGGAAUGGAAGCAUUUAAAGAUAUGGCAGCUAAGGAAGGCAUAUGUAUUGCACAUUCCUACAAGAUUUAUAGCAAUGCUGGUGACCAGAAUUUUGACAAACUUCUGAAGAAUCUUAGAAGUCAUCUACCAAAGGCUAGAGUGGUGGUUUGCUUCUGUGAAGGAAUGACAGUAAGGGGGCUGUUGAUGGCAAUGAGACGUCAGAAAGCAGUAGGCGACUUUCUUCUACUUGGCAGUGAUGGCUGGGCAGACAGAUAUGAUGUCACAGAUGGAUAUCAAAAGGAAGCUGCCGGAGGAAUAACUAUUAAGCUGCAAUCUCCUGAUGUGAGUUGGUUUGAUGACUAUUACCUGCAACUACGACCUGAAAACAAUCAGAGGAACCCUUGGUUUAUUGAAUUCUGGCAACACAGAUUUCAGUGUCGGUUAAAAGGACAUCAGCAAGAAAAUCCUAAUUUCAAUAAGACGUGUCUCAGUAGACUAUCGCUGAGAGAACAAUAUACCCAGGACACCAAGAUGGGAUUUGUUAUUAAUGCAAUCUAUGCCAUGGCACAUGGUCUCCACACAAUGCAGCAGGCUUUAUGCCCAGGAUUCCGUGGGCUGUGUGAUGCUAUGAAACCAAUUGAUGGGCAAAUGCUUUUGGACUUUCUGAUGAAGGUUAACUUCACUGGAGUUACUGGCAACCACGUUUACUUUGAUGAGAAUGGAGACUCACCAGGAAGGUAUGAGAUCAUGAAUUUUAAGAAGAUGGGAAAAGAUUUCUUUGAUUACAUAAAUGCAGGAAGUUGGGAUAAUGGAGAAUUGAAAAUUGAUGAUGAUGAAAUCUGGCCAGGCAAAAAUUCUAUCAUCAAGUCUGUCUGUAGUGAUCCAUGCGAUAAAGGGCAGAUAAAAGUUAUUCGGAAGGGAGAAGUUAGCUGCUGCUGGACAUGUACUCCCUGUAAAGAGAAUGAGUUUGUAUUUGAUGAAUAUACAUGUCGGGCAUGUUCCCUAGGAUUUUGGCCAAAUGAUGAACUCACAGGUUGCAAUCCAAUUCCUGUUGAAUACCUUCGAUGGGGUGACCCUGAGCCGAUUGCUGCUGUUGUCUUUUCCUGCCUUGGUCUACUUUCUACCUUGUUUGUUACAGUUAUAUUCAUCAUAUACCGUGACACUCCAGUUGUCAAGUCAUCAAGUCGGGAACUCUGCUACAUUAUUUUGGCUGGCAUCUGUUUAGGAUACCUAUGUACCUUCUCCCUUAUUGCUAAGCCUCAAAUGAUUUACUGCUAUCUUCAAAGAAUUGGCAUAGGCCUUUCACCUGCAAUGAGUUACUCUGCAUUAGUGACAAAAACAAACAGAAUUGCAAGAAUUUUGGCUGGAAGCAAAAAGAAGAUCUGCACAAAGAAGCCCAGGUUUAUGAGUGCUUGUGCUCAGCUGGUUAUUGCUUCCAUACUGAUCUUCGUACAGCUGGGAAUAAUCAUUGCCCUUUUCAUAAUGGAACCGCCAGACAUCAUGCAUGACUAUCCAAGCAUCCGAGAAGUGCAGCUCAUUUGCAACACAACAAAUCUUGGUGUGGUUGCACCAAUUGGAUACAAUGGACUAUUAAUCCUAAGCUGUACCUUCUAUGCAUUCAAAACCAGAAAUGUUCCAGCAAAUUUCAAUGAAGCCAAGUAUAUUGCAUUUACAAUGUACACAACUUGCAUAAUCUGGCUUGCUUUUGUGCCAAUUUAUUUUGGAAGUAACUACAAAAUUAUUACAAUGUGCUUUUCAGUAAGUCUAAGUGCCACAGUUGCACUAGGAUGCAUGUUUGUGCCAAAAGUUUACAUCAUUCUAGCUAAACCAGAACGGAAUGUGCGAAGUGCAUUCACCACUUCCACAGUGGUCCGCAUGCAUGUUGGUGAUGGAAAAUCGUCUUCAGCAGCAAGCCGUUCCAGCAGCUUAGUCAACCUCUGGAAAAGGAGGGGAUCAUCAGGUGAAACUUUGAGUUCAAAUGGAAAAUCAGUCACUUGGGCCCAGAAUGAAAGGAGUAAUAAAGGACAUCAUCUCUGGCAAAGGCUCUCUGUACACAUCAAAAAGAAAGACAGCACAAACCAGAUGGCAGUUAUUAAACCCUUUUCCAAGUCUGCAGAGGCUCGCUAUUGCAGCACUGGGUUCCCUGAUACUACUACAACUAAGAUGCUUUAUGAUGUCUCAGAAGCAGAGGAACAUUAUCCAAUCCAGUACCGUGGAGUACACCCUCAGACACCUUCACCGAUUAGCACUGUGAGUCACAGAGCUUCUUCUAUUACCAAGCCUGAAGAUGACAUUCCAACAUUUCAUCCAGAACAGGUAAAGAGAAGAAAUUCAUCGCAGGGAUCCCUGAUGGAUCAGAUCAGCAAUGUUGUUAAUCGGUUCACUGCCAAUAUCAGUGAACUAAAUUCAAUGAUGCUUACAACUCCCUCUACAGGACCUAUAGCAGCAACUCCACUCUGUUCUUCAUACUUAAUUCCAAGAGAGAUUCAACUUCCAACAACCAUGACAACAUUUGCAGAGGUUCAGCCCCUCCCUACCAUUGAGGUGAAUAACAGUUCACAAGCAGCAAAUAAAACCUCCAGUGAAAGUGUCAAAGAUGGAGCUGCUGAAGCAUCCGCUGUUAAAGGGGACUUAGAAGAACUUGUGGCGUUGACCCCACCUUCCCCUUUCAGAGAUUCUGUUGAUUCAGGGAGUGGUUCUCCUAGUUCCCCUGUUUCAGAGUCCGCACUUUGUAUGCCACCCUCUCCAAAGUAUGACAAUCUCGUUUUAAGGGAUUAUAGUCACAGCUCCUCUUCUUUGUGAAUGUAAAACAGACAAAAAAAAAAUCCAUGGAAUUUCUGUAACUGUGAGAAUUAAGUGGAAACAACACUGAGUCUGGAAGAUCCUCAGUGUCUGUAGAAACAAGUUUGCUUUGGAAAGUAUGAUUUCCUGAACAUCAUACUGAACAACGAAAAUGAGCAACAGGACAGUAGGGAACUGAAUGGGGAAAAUAAUGGAUUUUAUAUCAUUAUUUUGCAGAUACAUUGAUGGAUCUGUUAAUGCUAGUGGCCUUAGACAACAGGGGCUAUUAAUAAAUGGUGUGUACUGUUUCAGAGGGCUGGACAAGCACUUAAUGAAACCAGAUACAUACCACGUGCUUUGCUUCCAUAAAACACUGAACUGUUAAUAUAUGGAAACUAGUUUGUAAGCAAUUAUGUUGAUUUAUUUAUUUACUUACUUAUAUUUCUACCCUGAAAGUAUUAUACUUGCUGAAACUGAGAAAGAGCAAAUCAGAGCAUAACUUCUAUCACCAGCUGAAACAAUUAAGGACCAAAAUGCCUUAGAGUUUAUUCUGAAGGCACUCCAAUAGCUCAUCAAUUAACAGUGAGAAAUGGUCACAAUACAGGUAUUAGAUACGCAUUACUGAAUCUUUAAAUGUAAUAUUACAUGCUCUGUCAUGAAUAUAUUGAUUAAAAUGUGAUCAUAUAAAUCACAUUAAUUUAGCACAAAAGUACAGCCAUAUGCUGUUCUACUGACCCAUACUAAUCAGUUUUAAAAUUAAACAUCAAAGGAACCAUUUUGGAAGUACAGUGCACAAAAACUGUAAAUUAAUGCCUCAUUUUAGCUUUGUACAAUACUCAGAGCUAGACAUGUUGCCUCUCUCUCUCUCUCUGUGUAACUUGUCAUACCCUUUUGCUUAGUUCUGAUUAACUUCUUUUAGCUUUCUAUGUGUGUGCUUAGGACGUGUUCAGUGCACUGCACAUGUUUUUUUCCUUCUUGGCUGCCACUUUUAACUUAUUUUUAAUAAUAUGGAAUGUUUUAUAAAUGUGCAUUCAUUUUUAUACUGUUGAUUAAUUCUGGAUAAUUGUGUUGGCAUGCUCUGAUUUUGUGGUUAGUCAUAGAGUACUGUACAAAUAAUAGUAAGAAUUAUGCCAAGAUAUUAAAUGUCUUGUGCAUAAAGCAGUUCUGCAUAGCCUGUCAAUGUUUUUGAGGAUAACAAUUUAUUUUACCUGAUAUAAAGAAAGCAUAGUUUUUUAAGAUAUUGUAUUGACUGAUGUAAGGCUGUAAUAUUCCUCUGAAACAGAAAUGUGAUAUUUAAGAAUGAGAGUUUGACUAUGACUAUGAUUGCAGUCAAAACACCUGGUUCAGGAACAGUCAUGACAAUAUUCUAAGCUGCACUGAACGUAGCAGGAGACAUCAAAGAUUCAUUUUUUAAGCUAAAAUGGACAUAAUUUGCUGCAGUACUGAAGCAGAACUAACUCAACUUCUAUUACCCCGGGCCCAACUUGAAGUUAGGGUCAUUUUAAAAGGCAGGUUGAAAUAUUGGAAAUUGCUAUAAUAUUUAAUACAAAAAAUUACUAUAAUACAUUGAGUGACAUUGUAAGAAUUUCUAUAGUCACACAUAACACAAAAAUAAUUAAAAAAAUAAGCAUUUUCAAACAUAAAUGCAGAAACAUCAAAGAAUUUUUUUUCUGCAUGAUUGGCAAAACGAGCAGAACCAGUAAGUGCUGCACUACAACAUUGCAGUAUUGAUUUGCAGUACUAAAAACUACACUUACUUUUUGAAACUCACUAAACACAGUUGCAGUUAUUUCAGUCAAUAUGGCACUUAGCCAGCUUAUCACACAACUCCUUGUUAAAGUGAAAGGAAAAUGCAGCUUGUGAUGUUUACAGCUUGGAUUACUUGACUUUGAUGUUUUUAAAGUACAGUAAUGAAGAAUCUUAUCCAAAAAGUUGACAGUACAGCAAUGAGAUGGACUACAAACAAACACACACACAAACACACACACACACACACACACAUACAUACACACACACACACACACACACACACACACACACACACACACACACACACACACUCACUGUCGUAUAUUACAUGUCUGAUACACUUUUUCACAGGGCUCCCCUACAGUUGUUCAACGUGAAAUUGUUUGAGAUUCAGAACGCAUUAAUAAAAAAGACAAUAGGUACAACACAGAACACUAUUUUUCAUAAGGAAUCAUAGCAGGUGCAGUUUGUAAGUGUGACCCAGCAACGAUUCAUCUGUUUUGUAUGAGUUCUCCCUUAUUCAAGUUGGUGCAGCUGUGAAGUACGGGGGCUCCCCCCCUGCAAAAAACUAUUAAAAUAGAUUUUUUGCUGUUCUGUGUUUAUGGCAUUUUGUCAUCCUUACCGUUUGUUGACUUUCAGGAAGUUGUUUCAUAGCAGAACCUGUUAACACAGAAGGCAUUGCAGCAGGUACAAGCUCAGUGUGUACUGCAGUAUAGACUACAGCAGACUUUAUAUUCCUGCUACCUGAUUACUGAAGUUGGACAAUAAAGUCAUUCUGCAGCAGUAAAACAAGAGCUAAAGAAUCUCUUAACUUCCUGUGGAGAAAUAUCUGAAUUUCUCCCAGCAGAGAUCAUUUCAUUCUACCAUCAUAAAGACAGCAUGCAAACAGUUUGACACUGCUUUGAGUUGUGAACAGAUGCCAGGACUUCACGUACGUCCAUUUUUCUGCUAUGAAGCUUGCACAAAUGACAUUCUGGUCUUCCAGAUGCAGAAGCAGCUGUGCAGUCAAUGCAACACUUUAGGUAUGUAGAUUUUUACAGUAAAAGCGGAGAGCAAAUUUAAGAAGCAACAGCAGGACAAAUUCAGUAGCAUCAUAUUAUUGACCGGCAAUUGUUUUCUACCUUCACUACAGUCAUUAUUUGAGAGGUGCAUAUACCUACUUAAUUUGGAUGCUAGCCUCUUACCUUGAUAUACACACAGCAGCCAUGAGAUUAUCACUGGCACACCUGCCAUACACUUCCAUGCCACUCAUCUAAAAGCAAGCCUUCUUAUACUGCAGUAGUUAAAAAGUUUCUCCUCAUGACUCAAAGGCAUCACAAGUGAAGUCAGACUCCCAAACUGCUAAGUAGCACAAAAUAGCCUUAAUUAUUAAAUUGCAUUAGUGUUGCCAACAGGUCAUAUACUUGGCUUUGCUAUAGAAGGCUGUGGGUUCUAUUCCCAUACUAGGUAAAUGAAGUUUUAAGACUGCUAUGCAGUGUAAAGAGGUUGAUGCAUUUCUGAGUGUUGUUAUCCUUGAAUUAUUUAUUUACUACAAAAGUUCAACUGGGUAAAAAAUAUCUAUUUUAAGUGGAGGCCCAGGAAGAAAAUCUUCAGAGAAUUAAAUCACAUCAAAUAAAACACUAGUAGAAAUGUAAUUAAAAAAUGCAUAUUUGCAUACAGUUUAAUAGUGGAAUAUAUAUGAUAUAAUAAAUCAUGGGGAGACAUAAGUGAUAUAAAAAUAAAAAUAAAUAAAAAAAUGAUUAAAUAUGAUAAUCGAUAUAUACAAAAGUAUUAGAAGUACAGU